Galeopterus variegatus (Sunda flying lemur) is the source of this 612-nucleotide messenger RNA. RefSeq names its product Gilles de la Tourette syndrome chromosome region, candidate 1 (non-protein coding) (gene GTSCR1). Lineage: Eukaryota; Metazoa; Chordata; Mammalia; Dermoptera; Cynocephalidae. The record is from RefSeq and is a predicted model, not a curated record.
AUGAAGGAGAUAAUUUCCAGAAACCAGUGUGAUCAAGGGCGGAGAUACCCAGUGCUGGAGGGUGAGGGAGAGAGCAAAAGAGGGAAGGAUGAAAAGCAAAGCAAAGUGGUGUAUCCUGGCCACAGCUUAAGGUGGGUCCUUUGGUGGGUGCACCAUGUGGCCAUGAGGACAUCUCAGAGAAGCUGUACAAGCACACAGGACAUCAUGCUUCACACGGUCCAUGGGAGUGAGGAUUGGGAAUGGAUCUGCCCAGCUCUUCCAAGAUCUUUUGUUCUCAUUGGUCAGAAAUCUCUCCCACAGACAACCCAUCAACAUGGAGCUCUGCAAGUAAGAGGGAGGGAAAGGAGAGAGAAGAGAGAAAUCCUUCGAGUGGCUUCCGUGGCAGAAGGGGAGGAAUCACUACUUGCCAUCUGCUUGCAAGUGUUUUUGUUCCUCUUGUUUAUUGCUCUUAUUUAUUUACAUAUCUGUAGAAUCUUCAAAAUCCAGGUGAGAAGCACAGUGAAGACCUCACCCACUGCAGGUUUUGCCCCAACCACGGGUACCAGCAAGGAGAAACAAAUCAGGAUAGAGAAACAUCACUACAUCUCUACUGCAGGUGGUACUGUGGACUAG